Messenger RNA from Zingiber officinale, 705 nucleotides. Its product is annotated as ethylene-responsive transcription factor ERF110-like. NCBI's taxonomy places the organism in Eukaryota, Viridiplantae, Streptophyta, Magnoliopsida, Zingiberales, Zingiberaceae. The coding region runs from base 1 to 705 and encodes 234 amino acids. The record is from RefSeq and is a predicted model, not a curated record. The transcript is spliced from 2 exons. Gene Ontology annotation, molecular function: DNA binding; DNA-binding transcription factor activity. Gene Ontology annotation, biological process: ethylene-activated signaling pathway; regulation of DNA-templated transcription.
AUGGGCGACGCCGGCGACGGCGACGAAGAACUCGGUCGGCUACUCGGCCUUUAUAAUGUUCCGGCAGUUGCUGCUGCGCCUCAGCCGCCGGUGGCCCUGCUCUCGGGACAGAGAGGAGCCAAGCGGGAUCUGUCGGCAAUGGUGUCGGCACUGAAGCACGUCAUUGCAGGGGAUCAGCUGCAGGUCGUGUGCUCCGGCAGCUCCUCUUCCCUGCCCGGAGACUCCACCGGUGGGGAAAGGGAGCCGUUGCCGAAGAGUGGGCCGGCUUGGAAAUAUCAUCAAGAAGUCAGCGAUCGACUUAGUCAGUCACCAGCCUCAGUGGCAGCCAGCAUAGCAAGUAAUAUUCCAUCUCCGGCGAAGGCAGAAGGAAGAGGAGGGCCAAGGAAGUACAGAGGAGUCCGGCAGCGGCCAUGGGGGAAAUGGGCAGCGGAAAUAAGAGACCCUCAGAAGGCACAGCGCGUGUGGCUGGGCACCUUUGAGACUGCUGAGGGUGCCGCCCGGGCGUACGAUGAGGCCGCUCUCCGCUUCAGGGGUAGCAAGGCGAAGCUCAACUUCCCAGAGGAUGCCCGACUCCUCCCUCUGGCGGGCACCGCUCCUCCAGCAGCCAGGUAUGCUCCUCCACAUAGGAUGCCGAUGACAUCAUUGCCACCGGCGGCGCCAAAAUCAGCUCAUUCCAAGGAUCCUCCUCAGAAUAGCAGCCGUUAA